Messenger RNA from Tupaia belangeri chinensis (Chinese tree shrew), 630 nucleotides. Its product is annotated as mucin-3A-like. Bases 1 to 630 code for a protein of 209 amino acids. The transcript has 4 exons. Lineage: Eukaryota; Metazoa; Chordata; Mammalia; Scandentia; Tupaiidae. The record is from RefSeq and is a predicted model, not a curated record.
AUGAUAAUGUCCAACAUUUCCUCUGAAACCUCCUCUUCUGGGAAUGAGGGAAGUACAACCUCCCCUUUAAGCUCUGACUACCUGUCUACAACUGUAUCUGCCUCAUCUCCCUCCAGAAGCUCAGAUGUCACCUCCUCUACCACUGUCAGUGGAAGUCCUUGGUUCACAUUGAAUCCUGAGGGAAGCCUAACCACUUCUGUGUACGCAGCCCUCUCCUUAUCAUCAAAGUCUACACCUUCAUCAGACACUUCUCAUAUUACUGACAGUGAGACUCUUUCAUCCCUAACGAAUUCUCAUGAACCAUUUACCAACACUCAGAUGCCGCACAACAUAAGUACAACACGUACAGAAGAGACCACUGCCUUCACAAUGACUUCUAGUUUUUACACAUCAACCAUUUCCUCUGUAACUUCCUCUUCUAAAGAUGACGAAAAUACAACCUCAUCAGGAAGUCCUAGCUCUCUGUUUACAACCACAUUGGCUUCGUCUCACACCACCGAUUCAGAUGUCACCUCCUCCAGCACUGCUAAUGGAAGUCCUCUGUCCAUAUGGAGCAUCUACCAGUACCCAGAUGCCAGAGAAUAUAAGCACACCAAGUGCAGUGGAGACCACUGUCUUCACAACUUCUGA